AUGGCUACCACACAAACUGACCUCAAGACGCAAGACGUCUUCGUCACCGAUGAACCCAUCGAAGACUGCAACCUAACCUCCGACCAGCUCGCUGAGCGCAUGCAGGAGCUGCUCGGCGAAGGAUUCCGCUUCGAGAACCGCACCUACCCCAGCAAAUCCGAGGUCAUUGAGAAGAUCAUUCUCGAUACCCUCGCCCUCGACCGCCAGACCGCUGCUCUCAAGGCCGCCAAGGCAGGCAAGGACCCCAGAACGCAGGGCCAACAGACGGACCACACGAGACCCGUCUACAUUCCAUCAUCCUCCGAGAAGCUAUCCACUGAAGAGUACAACAGGCUGAUGACAAAGACCUUCCCCAAGUACGAAACCAUGAAGCCGGGUGAAUGGUCGGAGGAGAACACCAAGUUCGUCGCUUGGGAUCUCGUAAAGCGGUACCCUUCGAGCUACAUUGGCAAGACCAACAGGCCAAAGUGCACCCCCUUCUUCAAGAACAUGACUGAAGAACACACUUGGGACUUCUUCUACGUGUACCACCCAAAGGCACUCGACCAAGCCCCUUUCAUCUUCAUCCCCACCGAGCAAUUCGACCACUUCCUCGACAUUAUCAACGCCUCGGUCCAGACGAAGCUGACCAUCCCCCCCGGCAAGCCAAGCGAGAAGUUCUACCUCACCUUCGGCUCCUCUUGCACCAUCCGCCCCAAGUACAUCGGUCGCUCUUCCUCGCACAACGAGUAUAAGGCCCUCCAGAAUGCGAUUCCGGCCCCUGAGGAUGAGGACGCUUGCAAGGAAGCGACCGUACAUGGAAUGGAGUUCCUCCUGGCCAACCUCAGCGCCCAUGCCAAGGAGGAUCAGCCCAAGAGCAAGAGCAAGAAGAGGAAGCAGGAGAAGACACAGAGUCGGGAGGAGAACAUCUACGACGCCCAGCUGUACCUCGGCAUCCGACCCCUGCCCAGCGUUACCGAGGGCAAGGACAAAAAGGUAAAGGUCGACGAGGCGGUUCCCCAUGUCCUGGACAAGGAUGUUGUCUUCAUGUGCAUCGACAUAGAGGUCGCUGAGGAGCACCAUGGGACCGUCCUGGAGGUCGGCAUGGCAACCCUCGACACUCGCGACAUCGUGGGCGUUCCGCCCGGCGAGGUCGGUCGCGACUGGUUCCCCUACAUCAAGAGCCGCCACCUCAUCACGGAGGACUACAAGCACAUUGUCAACAAGAAGUACAUCAAGGGUUGCCCUGAUCUCUUCGAUUUCGGUGAGAGCGAGUAUCCCAAGCGCAAAGACCUGCGAGACGAGAUUCUCAACGCCUUCGCCGAACUCUCCGGCACUGACAAGGACAAACCGCCCCGUAACAUCGUCCUCGUCGGCCACGGCCUGAGCUCCGACCUCACAUUCAUGACCGGCAUGGACGUCCACCCUUGGUCCGUCCCCGGCAUGAUCCGCUGCCUCGACACCAAGGACAUGCACCAGGCCUGGCGGGAGGAGACCCAGGGCCGCAGCCUGAUCUUCGUGCUGCAGGACCUCGAUAUACCAUCCAAGAACCUGCACAACGCCGGCAACGAUGCCGCGUACACUCUGCGCGCCAUGCUCGGCCUCGCCGUCCGGGCCAAGACAGACGAGCAGGCCGCGGCGGAGAAGAAGGUUGUCGUUUCUUGA
Molecule: messenger RNA, 1644 nt
Organism: Colletotrichum chrysophilum
Lineage: Eukaryota; Fungi; Ascomycota; Sordariomycetes; Glomerellales; Glomerellaceae
Exons: 4
Coding region: 1-1644 (547 amino acids)
Cellular component (GO): nucleus
Molecular function (GO): nucleic acid binding
Source: RefSeq, a predicted model, not a curated record